AACCUUACUCCCAUACGAAACCCUAGCUCUUCCCGUUUCUCACGGUUAAAAAAGAAACCAAAAUUGCCUUUUAUUUUCCGCGAAAUCGAACGAACAAUUUUGUGGAAAAAAGAAAUUUUGAUUGGUUUGGGAUCCGAUUCGCAGUCCGAUUUACCGAAACCCUAAUUUUGAUUUAGGGAUUGUGGCGAUUAUAAAGGUCCUUAAAGGGAGUCGAUUUCGUCAGAUAAAGUGAUGCAGAUCUGAAGUUGUGUCUAUGUUUAUGUGAUGGCAUUUGAACCUUGGGGAUUUUGAUUCUGGGUUUUCGUUUUUAGCUUAGCUUUCAUGGAAAAUAGUUUAGGGAGCUCUAAUGGAGUGGGAGUUUCGAAGAAGUCGAGGUCUUUGGAUCUUAAGACGCUUUAUAAGUCUAGCAUUACCAAUGAUUCUGUGACCAAGAGCUUGAAGAGGAAAAAUAGUCCUGAUCGGUUGAAGCAGGACAAGAAGAUCAGGAAAGUUGUUUCUCUAAGUAGCUUUAAGCAAGUUGAUAGCGAAGACGAUAAGUUGCUUGAUAAUGCAUGUAAUGGCGCCUCGGUUUUGGACAGCUUGGAGGACUCCAGUGAGAAGUUGUGUGAUGAUAAUGGGCUUCAAGGGGUUUCAGUUGGUUUGGCAGAUAGCAUGGUUUAUGUGCCUAGACGUAAGAGGGAUUUUGUUGGGAAGAGUAGGUUUGAUAAUGGACUUGUACAGAAGUCUGCAGGGGAAUCUGAUAGUCAGGAGGAGCUGCUUGAUAAGCUCCUCAAGGAAGCUGGUGAAGAAUCUAGUGCUCAGGAUCAGCUCUGUAAAGCGGAAGAGGAGGAAUGUGGCAAAGAGAAAAAAGAAUCUGAUUCAAUAGCUCGGCUGCAGUUGGAAAACGGGCAUUCUGAUCCGUCUCCAGUGAAAGAUGACCAGCUGGUCGUUAAGAAAAAACCCUGUAAUAGCAGAAAAAGGAAGUCAUCAGCAUCAAACAGACGUGCGGGAAACAACGAGGCGAAGUCUCCAUCUGGUAGAAUAUCCAAGGUAUCACAAGAAGAUGACGAGGAGAAUCUUGAAGCUAAUGCAGCAAGAAUGCUGUCUUCGCGCUUUGAUCCGAACUGCACACAGUUUCCUUCGAAUCCUGUUACUCCUGGUUCACCGUCUGCCAGUAGAUUGAACCCGUUAUCUUCUGGUAAAAAUUCAGCUGCUUCUCAGUCUGAGUUGUUUAGUUCCAAAUGUGCCUCAGACGACCCUGAUGAUAGAUUGUUGCGACCAAGGAGAGAGCUUGAUGGGAAGAGGGAAGUUCGGAAAAGGCGCCACUUUUAUGAAAUAUCAUUUUCAGAUGUGGAUUCACACUGGUUGUUGAACAAGCAAAUAAAAAUUUUGUGGCCUUUGGAUGAGAAUUGGUAUCAUGGCUUUGUGGAUGGUUACAAUGGAGACAAGAAUCUGCAUCAUGUAAAAUAUGAUGAUCGCGAUGAAGAGUGGAUCAAUUUACAGGGUGAAAGAUUCAAAAUUCUGUUGUUCCCUGCUGAAGUUCCUGGAAAAAUUCUACGGAAAGGGAGCAGUUCAGAGACCAAAUCUUCUCCGAAAAUAAAAGGGAAUGAUACAUCCAGUAAGGGCGAGGAGAAGCUGAAGGUAAAGCUAGAAGAUGAUUGCUGCAUGGGCGACAUGGAAUCAGAACCGAUCAUCAAAUGGUUGGCUCGGUCUAUGAAUAGGGACAAGUCUUCCACUCUUAAGGCUGCACGAAGACGGAAAAAAUCAGAAAUAAUUACAUCUGAUGAACCUCUGAAAAUGAAUGGGGAUGUUGUUAGGGACACUGCAGGUCAGUACGCAGAUAGAUCUGCUGGUUCUCUUACAUCAUGUGGAUUACCUGGACCUAGUGGGAAUGAGUCCUCGUUGGAAGGCUCUGGUUUUUGUAAGGGUAGCAUAUAUCCUAUUGUCUAUUAUAGGAGACGACUUCAUACAGCAAAAAAAGGAUUCUACAAGGGGUCAGGUGACAAUAGUGUUGAGCAGCUUCGUGUCUCUAAAUAUCCGGAUCCUGAUGUAGAAUUUUUACCUUUCGAAGGUCCUGGGCUUUUGGAGAUUUAUUGUCCGUGGAAUGACGGAGUGCCAUUGGAGUUGUCCCUUAGCGUACAGGUCGUUUCGUUGAUGAACUACUUUUUUUGGGCGGAUGUUGACUGGCUUUCACGUGUUACUCUUUUGCUUCAUCAUGGUACACUUGUGAGUUUGUGGCCACGGGUUUGUUUGGAAAUGAUUUUCAUGAAUAACCAAGAUGGGUUAAGGUAUCUAAUAUUUGAAGGCUGCAUAAUGGAAGCUCUGCAGUUGAUUUUCCAGAUCUUGACGGUUGUAGAUCAUUCUAAUAAGCAAGGAGUACAAGGAACGGAUGCUGACUUGAAUUCGCCAGUUUUCUCAAUUGGUCUCCAAGUUUCUUUCAUCCCAGGCUUUCAAAGGCGGUUCUACAGUUUCCAUGAAGUGAAACAUUCGAAGUGGUCAAACUUGGAACAUAAAUUCAGGAGGCAUUCUUUGCUGGUUAAGCAAGUGUCAACUUCCGAGUGUACACCCGAUAACAUGAAGGCCCUGCAGAAGGUUAUGCAGAAGAGAUCUAGGCAUGGAAUCAGCUCAGGCUUUGUUUCCAGAAGAUCGUCUCAAAGGCAAGAUCUAGGGUCUAAUUCUGCAAACUGGAUGUCAUGCAGCUCUUCUGUUGUCAGACAUAAGCACGAAACCAGGUCUAACGUUGCCAUGAAUGGCAUUGAUAUUCAAGUUCCAAUAUCUGAUCAUUGUGAAGAUGGUGCGCUGCAGUCAAGUAAUCUGGCCUUGAAUAUUCAAAGCAGCACCUCAAGUCCCAAGGCCACUGCCCCAAGAAGUAUGUGGCAACGAAGCAAAAGUUCUUUAAAUGGCCAUCUCUCACAUGGUUGGUCGGAUUCAAAGGGAGACUUUCUGCACUCUAAUUUGGGAAGUGGACCUAAGAAGCGACGUACCCAGGUGUCAUAUUCAUUACCUUCUGGGGGUUCAGAUUCGAAAAACAAAGGUUCCCUGCACAAGGGGCUUCCGAACAAAAGAAUUAGAAGGUCUGCUGCUGAUGUUUCCGUACGUGGUCAGAAAGAUUUGGAGUCUAGUUUCUGUGAUGCCAAUGUGUUAGUCACUCUUGGAGACAGAGGCUGGAGAGAAUUUGGAGCUCAGAUUGUCCUGGAACCCUUUGAUAAUAACGAAUGGAAACUUGCGGUGAAAAUCUCAGGGACAACAAAAUACUCACAUAGGGCACAUCAAUUUCUCCAGCCUGGGUCGACAAAUAGGUUUACACAUGCUAUGAUGUGGAAAGGAGGAAAAGAUUGGACCCUAGAAUUCCCUGAUAGAGGCCAGUGGUUUCUUUUCAAAGAGAUGCAUGAAGAGUGCUACAAUAGAAAUACUCGGGCUGCUUUAGUUAGAAAUAUUCCUAUUCCUGGCAUCCGUAUGAUAGAAACAGAGAGCUCUGAUGGAACAGAAGCUGAAUUGAUCCGCAGUUCUUCUAAAUAUUACAGGCAGACUGAAACUGAUGUUGAGAUGGCAUUGGAUCCUUCACGUGUUAUGUACGACAUGGACAGCGAUGAUGAGCAGUGCCUUGCGAGAAUUCGCGAGUGUUCGGAUGCUGAGAAUUGUGCCUCUUGUGAGAUCACUGAGGACGUGUUUGAGAAGGCGAUGGACAUGUUUGAGAAGGCUUCAUAUGUAAAGCAGCGUGAUCACUUUACCUUAAUCGAAAUUCAAGAACUGAUGGUCGGAGUUGGAUCCUUGGAAGCAAUGGAAACAACAAUAUAUGAGCACUGGAGAACAAAGAGGCAGAGGAAGGGAAUGCCACUAAUUAGGCAUCUUCAGCCACCUCUGUGGGAAAAAUAUCAACGAGAGGUUAAAAACUGGGAGUUGGCUAUGAGCAAAGCAAACCCUCCAAGUGAGAAGCCAGCGAUGUUUGCUUUCUGUUUUAAGCCUCGAGGUUUGGAAGUCAAGCACAGGGGAACAAAGCACCGUUCACACCAGAAGAAACUAUCGGUUUAUGCUCAUCAACAUAGUACUACUGCUUUGGGAAAUUAUGAUACCUAUAAUUCAUCUGCAGGAAGAAGAUGUGCUGGUGGUCUGGCCUCUGGAGAGGAGAGGUUUGUGUAUUCAAACCACAACUACGAGCAUUCGGAGGAAUUUCUGAGUCAUCAUCAUCAUCCUGGGACGACGUAUUCUCCACGUGACCUAGGCAUGGGAUAUUUCUCGAGCGGAUGUCACCAAAACAAGUCUCGAAGAAUCAACGGGAAGAGGAAUAUGAGUGAACGGUGGAAUGCAAGAGGCUAUUAUGAAUCCUCCCCCGGUUCCAAUCUUGUUUGUCUUGAUGCGGAAGAGUUACAUAGCAGUAGUAGUAGAGAUACUGAUGAAUACAAAUUGCGAGAAGCAGCUGGUGCUGCAAGGCGGGCAUGCGCUAUAGCCAAGGCGAAGCGAGAAAGGGCAGAGAGAUUGAGGUACAAAGCAGAUCUAGCGAUCCAGAAAGCCGCAGCUGCUCUCAUGUUUGCAGACUGUAGUAGCAUGGGGACGGGAGACGGCACGGCAACGUAAAUAAAAAUCAUUUAAAAAAAUAAAUAUUAAAUUUCUACAGAACCAUUACUAUGUUUUAGUUUUGAUCAGCUAGGGAACAAGGUUUGAGUUGAAUAUCAUGUUGCUAUUGUAGCCGUCCAGUUCAAGUUAUAACAUUGCAUCUUGUGUUAUAGAAAGAUCGAACUCGGAGUUCAAGUAAAAUGGUGCUGAAUGAUGAUUUUA
Molecule: messenger RNA, 4755 nt
Organism: Raphanus sativus (radish)
Lineage: Eukaryota; Viridiplantae; Streptophyta; Magnoliopsida; Brassicales; Brassicaceae
Exons: 5
Coding region: 322-4554 (1410 amino acids)
Biological process (GO): regulation of transcription by RNA polymerase II
Cellular component (GO): piccolo histone acetyltransferase complex
Source: RefSeq, a predicted model, not a curated record